Messenger RNA from Cucurbita moschata (crookneck pumpkin), 3079 nucleotides. RefSeq names its product beta-galactosidase 8-like. The transcript has 20 exons. Gene Ontology annotation, molecular function: carbohydrate binding; beta-galactosidase activity. Lineage: Eukaryota; Viridiplantae; Streptophyta; Magnoliopsida; Cucurbitales; Cucurbitaceae. The coding region runs from base 275 to 2806 and encodes 843 amino acids. Gene Ontology annotation, biological process: carbohydrate metabolic process. The record is from RefSeq and is a predicted model, not a curated record. Gene Ontology annotation, cellular component: cell wall; vacuole.
UAGACUCGACCGCAGCAGAUUCUGACAUUCUUUCUCCCGCGUCCUCCAUAAUAAUAAUCCACGGCAACAACAGGGUACAGUAUACAGAAUAUGGCAGAGAAAACUAUGGAGUGAGAGACUAAAAGUUCACUUACAGUAGAGAGAGAAAUUCAAAUCUAGAGAGAGAAACGACUAGAAGAACAAGAAGAAGUUGAAGAAAGAAGACGUGUUUGAUUCGGUUUGGAACUUGAGGUAUCAAGAGGUGCCGUGUUUCCUUCCUCUGUAGAUUUUAGCAAUGACGGGAGUUCGAUAUGCGCUAGUGGUUGUUUUGUUAGUUUUAGGCGUUUUAGACUCAUUUUCGCUUGCGGCCAAUGUGACGUACGAUCAUCGGGCUCUGGUGAUCGACGGCAAGCGGAGAGUGUUGGUUUCUGGAUCCAUACACUAUCCUCGCAGCACUCCUGAGAUGUGGCCGGACCUUAUUCAGAAAUCUAAGGAUGGAGGUCUGGAUGUGAUUGAAACUUACGUGUUCUGGAAUCUACACGAACCUGUUCGAAACCAGUAUGACUUCGAGGGAAGGAAGGAUUUAGUUAAAUUCGUAAAGCUGGUAGGAGCUGCUGGUCUAUAUGUACAUAUACGAAUUGGUCCAUAUGUGUGCGCGGAAUGGAAUUACGGAGGUUUUCCAGUUUGGUUGCAUUUCGUAUCUGGCAUUAAAUUCCGCACAGAUAAUGAACCAUUCAAGGCUGAAAUGAAGCGAUUUACAGCCAAGAUUGUUGAUGUAUUGAAGCAGGAGAAAUUAUAUGCCUCUCAGGGCGGACCAGUUAUUUUAUCUCAGAUUGAAAAUGAAUAUGGAAACGUUCAGUCUUCUUAUGGAUCUGCUGCUAAAUCCUAUAUCCAAUGGGCGGCAACCAUGGCUACGUCUUUGAACACGGGAGUUCCUUGGGUUAUGUGCAACCAACCUGAUGCCCCCGAUCCCAUUAUUAACACUUGCAAUGGAUUCUACUGUGAUCAAUUUACGCCAAAUUCUAAGAAUAAGCCCAAAAUCUGGACUGAGAAUUGGGCUGGAUGGUUUCUUUCCUUUGGUGGAGCCUCGCCAUACAGACCCGUGGAAGAUCUUGCAUAUGCUGUGGCACGCUUUUAUCAGAAUGGUGGAACUUUACAGAAUUAUUACAUGUACCAUGGUGGGACAAACUUUGGUAGGACUACUGGUGGACCGUUUAUUUCUACUAGUUAUGAUUAUGAUGCCCCUAUAGAUGAGUAUGGACUGGUUAGGCAACCUAAUUGGGGUCACUUGAGGGAAGUCCACAAGGCUAUAAAGAUGUGCGAAGAAGCAUUAGUGAGCACAGAACCCGCAGUUAGUUCUCUUGGUCGAAAUUUGGAGGCGACAGUUUACAAGUCCGGUUCUCAAUGUUGUGCUUUUCUUGCCAAUGUGGAUACCCAAUCUGAUGCGACGGUGACUUUCAAUGGUAAUACAUAUCAUUUGCCAGCAUGGUCUGUUAGUAUCUUGCCUGACUGCAAGAAUGUGGUGCUCAAUACUGCAAAGAUUAAUUCGGUAACAACGAGGCCAUCCUUUUCAAACCAACCUUUGAAAGUUGAUGCUAGUGCUUCUGAAGCAUUUGACUCAGGCUGGAGUUGGAUAGACGAACCAGUUGGCAUCUCAAAGGAUAAUUCUUUUGCGAAACUUGGACUUUCAGAGCAAAUAAAUACUACAGCAGAUCAAAGCGAUUACUUGUGGUAUUCUUUAAGCACUGAUAUAAAAGGUGACGAACCUUUCCUUGAAAAUGGAUCGGAAACUGUCCUCCAUGUUGAAUCCCUUGGCCAUGCUCUUCACGUUUUUAUUAAUAAAAAGCUUGCAGGAAGUGGAAGAGGUGGUAAAGGCAAUUCUAAGGUUUCUUUGGAGAUCCCCAUCACACUGGUACCUGGGAAAAAUACAAUUGACCUCCUGAGUUUGACAGUGGGACUUCAGCAUUAUGGAGCAUUUUUUGAGACGAAAGGGGCAGGGGUCACAGGGGUAAAACUGGAAAGCCAAAAAAAUGGCAUCACUGUUGAUAUCUCUUCUGGACAAUGGACGUAUCAGAUUGGACUUAAAGGUGAAGAUUUAGGACUGUCGAGUGGAAGCUCUUCACAAUGGCUUUCACAACCAAGCUUGCCUAAGAAUAAACCUUUGACGUGGUACAAGACCACGUUCGAUGCCCCUGAUGGUAGUGACCCUGUUGCAUUAGACUUCACAGGCUUUGGAAAGGGCGAAGCAUGGAUAAACGGACAAAGUAUUGGCCGUUAUUGGCCAUCAUAUAUUGCCUCCGGUCAUUGUACCGCAUAUUGCAAUUACAGAGGAGCUUAUAGAUCAAGCAAAUGCCUUAAGAACUGUGGCAAACCAUCCCAAACUCUAUACCAUGUACCUCAAUCCUGGUUGAAACCUACUGGCAACACCCUAGUACUCUUUGAGGAAAUUGGCAGCGAUCCAACUCGAUUGUCGUUCGCUUUGAAACAGAUUGAAUCUGUGUGUGCCCAUGUAUCUGAGUCCCAUCCACCACCUGUAGAUAUGUGGAGCUCAGACACCAAACUACAGAAAUCAGGACCCGUACUCUCUCUUGAGUGUCCAUCUCCCAAUCAGAUCAUUUCUUCUAUAAAAUUUGCAAGUUUUGGGACUCCUCUUGGAACUUGUGGGAGCUUUAGCCAAGGUCAAUGCCGCAGCCAAAAUGCACUCUCCACUGUACAAAAGGCUUGCAUUGGAUCGAAAAGUUGUAGCGUUCAAGUGUCGAUUAAAGCGUUCGGCGAUCCUUGUAGAGGAAAAACAAAGAGCUUGGCUGUGGAAGCCUCUUGUGAAUAACAAGGUACGUACUAUGAUUACUACCGAUCAUCCUUGGGUAUUCCUUGUGUAACUAAAGGAAGAGAGGAAACUAAAAAUUAAAAAAUUAAAAAAUUAAAAAAAAAUUGAGAAAAAAAGACUUGAAGGGAACGAAAUUUAUCAGAAUUUGGUGCAUUAUAUCUUGCAAAAGGCUAAUAAACUCCAUCAAAAUGGAUCAAUCUGUAUAACAAUAAAGGUGAGUUCUUGGGAUAGAAAACUCUUCAAUUUCUAAUGCACAUUUCUAAGCUUCUGAAA